This is a messenger RNA of Aspergillus steynii IBT 23096, 1797 nucleotides long. RefSeq names its product WD domain protein. The record is from RefSeq and is a predicted model, not a curated record. Bases 42 to 1721 code for a protein of 559 amino acids. The transcript has 2 exons. Gene Ontology annotation, molecular function: protein binding. Lineage: Eukaryota; Fungi; Ascomycota; Eurotiomycetes; Eurotiales; Aspergillaceae.
CCUUGAUUAAUCAACAUGGACGUUGCUUGGUGAGCCGCAGGAUGUUGAAAAGAUGUAACCAUGACGAAGAUAUCCACCAUCCCGCGCGAAAGCGCAUACAUAUGGCACGGGUUGAAAAAACAGACCUCAUCUCAACUCUAAGCGACGAACUUUUGCUUCAAAUACUGUCUUUCUUGCCAACAACAACUCUACUUCUCUGCCAACGACUAUCUCGUCGAUUCUACGCAUUGGCAGGAGAUUCGGAGCUGUGGAAAAGGCAAUACUACUCACAGUGGGUAUGGCCUCGAACGCGUCGCACAACAAACAGAAGGUGUGCCGGGUUGUCUUCAUCCAAUUUCAAUUACACACCAAAAGUGUCAACGUGGCUCGACCAUGGGCACCUAGCGAGAGGCAGCGCAGUCACAAAUUGGAAGAGGCAAUAUCGUCUUCAGCACAACUGGUCCAGAGGGAUCUGCCGAGUGGUUGAAAUCGAGUUCCCCCAACCGCUGCGGCCGCCAAUGUUGGUGGAUUUCUGUGCCGGGUUUGUCUUUGUGGUGGACUUGGACUAUACACUCAGGAUCUGGGAGGCUGGGAACCCCCAAUCCUGCUUGGCGAGAGUCCCUGGCGCAGACUUCCCUGACGUCCCAACGGCAUUGGCGGUUGGUCGCCACCUACAGCAGAAUAUGAUCGAAAUCACCGUUGGCUUUGAAAGUGGUCGUUUCAGCCUGUGGAACCUGGAUGUCAAGACACUGCGACUAAGCUUGCGUUUUACACACCCUGGAGCUGCCGAUGGGGCUAUCACGACCAUUGCCUUAUCGUUGCCUUAUGCUCUCAUGAUAUCUCAGCAUAAGACAUUAUCACUGUAUAAGGUCCCGCCCGAAGGCGACAAGCCAGGGCAACCUCUCAAGAAAGAAGAUCACCUGCUUGCGUCACUCAAGGCGGAUAGCAUUUUCUCCCCCGCAUCAUUAUCAAUCCGCAUUGUGGGCUCACAAGUCAUAGCGUCCAUUGUGUACAGUUUUUUUCACCUAGGUUGUGGGUGGUCGUUAGGGAUACAAGAACUGCAUUUUAAUAGACGCGGUCAACAAAGAAAUUCCCGGCUUGCAACGACCGUGGAAUCUCAGCACGAAACGAUGCCCCCCUAUUCCGCCCACGCGGAAGGCCUAUCUACUUUAACCCACGAAACCAGGCGUGGUCAGCGAUGGGCCAGACCCUCCGAGCCAUCGAUACUGCAUCGAGACCCGCCGACCUCGGUGUCUUACUCCCAUCCCUAUCUUUUAACUUCUCAUGCAGACAAUACCCUGACGAUGUAUCUUGUCGUAUCUACCGCCGCGAGUCUGUCUGUCAAAGGCGGUCGGAGAUUGUGGGGUCAUACUUCGUCAGUCUCGGCUGUACAAGUCAGUAAUCGCGGCAAGGCGGUAUCCAUUAGCUCGCGUGGAGGCGAGGUGAGGAUUUGGGAACUUGAGGCCAUAGUAUCAUCGUCUGGCACGCACAGAGCCCUGCGGGAAGAUAUUAGCAUCCAAGCUAGUCCCGAAAACAAGAAUAUUCAGGAGCAUAGUUGCGACGAGUUACGGUCUCAUGACAACAUUUUCCAGGCUAGUAGAGCUAUGGCCUCGUCUGCCGGACGUACAGCGUCCGAGUCCGCUCAAAUACGCAGCUGCGUUGGCUUCGAUGAAGAGCGAGUGCUCUUACUUCGCGAGAUGGACUUAGGGGGGCAAUUACUCGAGGUUUAUGACUUCACAUAAUACGAGGAGCCUGACUUGUAGGGCAACCGCUUUCUAUAUGGAGAAGAACCCAGGUUGAUGUCUCCCUGGGAUUGUC